AUGACACUUCCAAAGAGCAAUGGCGGUUUGGGCAUCAGGGAUAUACAGGCAUUUAACGAUGCUUACCUGGCCAAGAUAAGCUGGCGACUGAAGGAAAACCCAGACUGCCUCCUAGGGAGAAUACUCUUAAGCAAGUACUGUCCCGAUGGGAACCUCCUCACAUGUUCCGCGCCGAGUGCAGCCUCUCAUGGUUGGCAAAGCAUUCUGGUGGGGAGGGACUUAUUGGCUAAAAAUCUGGGAUGGAUAGUAGGGAAUGGGGAUUCAAUCAAGGUCUGGGAUGAUGCAUGGUUAACGCUUGAUGCUCCAGGAGACCGGCGAUGGAACAGAGGUCUGAUCCAGACUAUCCUACCGUUUGAAGAAGAAAGGAUUCUCAACCUUCAACCUAGUACUAAAGGAGCACCUGAUGCGUUAAAAUGGUUAGGAACAAGAACAGGGGAGUACUCGGUCAAGUCAGGAAUAUUUUACCGCCAUGGCGAAGUAACAGAUGAGAUUCUAGAAGGAGAGCCUACCCCGGAGUUUGAUUGGAAGAAGACGGUUUGGAAUUUGGCAGUGGCCCCGAAGGAGAGAGACUGCUGGCCAGACAUAAAACUCAACCCCGCCUGUAAGCGGUGCGGGAACUCAGAAUCUAUCAAUCAUCUUAUUUUCCAUUGUCCGUUUGCUCGGGAAGUGUGGGAUCUCGCUCCUCUCGACGGACGGUUUGGAAUUAGCGGAUUGACAGAUUUGAGAGCUGACUGGACUGAGUUCCAGGCGCAGAAGUGCCUCCCCCCAACAGGUUUAUCUUCCUCUCCGAUUGUUCCUUGGAUAUAUGGGGUUUGUGGAAAGCAGGAACAGCCAAAGAGCCCGGAGCAGACGUCUCGUGCGCUUUGGUACGAUAGCUCGGUCGGACGCUGCGUGGUCAGAGACCACAAAAAAUGCAGGGCUAGGGUGGACGGAACAUCGCGAGAACAGAGGACCAUGCUAAAGAAGGGAUUGGGUUUUACUCCCUCAGCCCUAGUUGCAGAAGGCUUAGCGCUGAAGGAAGCGGUAGCUACUUGCAGCUCCCAUGGAGUGAAGGAAGCAUUGUUUGAAUCGGAUUCGAGCCAGCUGAUUUCGGCUAUCAAUGGUGAUAACCCCCCCUUGGAGCUGUAUGGAAUUGUGGAAGAUAUCCACAUUAUUGCUAGUGCUUUUGAUGAUGUUGUAUUUGGUUGGAUCUCGAGAGAGAGGAAUGAGGAGGCUGAUUUACUGGCCAAAAAUGCCUUAAGAUUGUAUGAACAAGAGGUGGUUGUGGCUUUAAUGCCCCCACCAAACUAG
Messenger RNA from Brassica napus (rape), 1290 nucleotides. RefSeq lists its product as uncharacterized. Lineage: Eukaryota; Viridiplantae; Streptophyta; Magnoliopsida; Brassicales; Brassicaceae. Gene Ontology annotation, molecular function: RNA-DNA hybrid ribonuclease activity; nucleic acid binding. The transcript is spliced from 4 exons. The record is from RefSeq and is a predicted model, not a curated record. Bases 1 to 1290 code for a protein of 429 amino acids.